This is a messenger RNA of Xyrauchen texanus (razorback sucker), 4549 nucleotides long. Its product is annotated as Krueppel-like factor 3. The transcript has 7 exons. Gene Ontology annotation, molecular function: DNA-binding transcription factor activity, RNA polymerase II-specific; RNA polymerase II cis-regulatory region sequence-specific DNA binding. Gene Ontology annotation, biological process: regulation of transcription by RNA polymerase II. NCBI's taxonomy places the organism in Eukaryota, Metazoa, Chordata, Actinopteri, Cypriniformes, Catostomidae. Bases 226 to 1317 code for a protein of 363 amino acids. The record is from RefSeq and is a predicted model, not a curated record.
UCCAUCUCACCCAGGAGGCUUUAAACACUUGGACAAGAACUUGUUUCGUAAAACAGGGAAGUUAGAAAAGUUUGCCCUCCUUAAUGCAAGUGUGUCAUUUGGAUGUGUUUCACGCUGUUUGUGCUGUCGCCUGCGUUGCUCUUGCUUCAUAACGGCGCGUUUUUAAUUUGAGGAAUAUUUACACUGACACAACAUCUGGUGAAAAAAUUCCAGUUUGCAGCAGCCAUGCUCAUGUGUGAUUACCCAAUUAAGACUGACAUGGAGACGUCAUUAUUCCAGUCUUAUCCCACGCUGAUUAAAACACCAUCUGAGGCAUUUGGUGUUGUUUUGUCACCUCCCAUGGGCAGUACUCCCACAGCCCACCUGUACACUCCUCACUACCACCACCCCGCCUAUCAAACACAUUACCCCUACGGGAGCCCCCCUCACACACACAAUCAGUCCCAGGAUGGUCAUCACUCACAAAAUGAGCCUGUCGACUUGUCUGUCAGUAAAAGAUCCUCUGUUUCAUCCCCUUCAUCAUCAGUCUCAUCCUCAUCACCCAGAGCCACUCCCCCAUCCCCUUAUGAGCGCUACAGUCCGGUCACACGUCCUUAUCUUGGCUCCAGCUCUGUAACAGGAAGUGUUUCCGGGUCAUCCCAGACAAGGCAGUUGACUGCAACAGUGGGCCUUCCCAUUCCUGCAGUGACACAGGUUUUGACUCCUUUUGUACAGAGUUCUGGCAUCAUCCCUGUAAUCUCUAUGUUGCAGACGUUACCUGUGCUCUACCCCUCCCCCCUACACCUGUCCUCCUCCAUCAUGAUAUCAUCUGUCCCACCUGAAAAUCCUGCUAACCACAAACAGUUUCCGCUUAUGAAGUCAGAGAUUUCCCAUGACAGCCAUGAGCUCCUCAAGCCAAUUAAAUCAGAGCCCCGCCCUGAACAUGCUCCGGAUCCUCACAGCCAGGAAAUAGCCUCAUCCGUCAUUACUGCCCCACCGAGUUAUGAGGGGAACACUCACUCUGUAAUUGUAAGGCGAAAGGUGGAAUCACCAGAUCUGUUAAAGAAGCGUCGAAUCCAUUGCUGUGACUUUAACGGCUGCAAUAAAGUCUACACCAAAAGCUCCCACCUCAAAGCUCAUAGACGCACCCAUACAGGAGAGAAACCCUAUAAGUGCAUGUGGGAAGGCUGUACAUGGAAGUUUGCCCGCUCCGAUGAGCUGACCCGUCACUUUCGGAAGCACACAGGGGUAAAGCCGUUCCAGUGCCCUGACUGUGAUCGCACCUUCUCUCGCUCCGAUCACCUCGCCCUGCACAAGAAGCGCCACCUUCUGGUUUGAGCUCAACACUGAAACACGUGAAUGGGGCAGAAGUUGCACCUUCAAUUAAGCCGUUAUUUAAGUCGGGAUUCUUCAUCUUCUGUGAUGUUACUGGGGCAUUAUUUGUAUCCCACCCCCUUCCUUUUCAGGAAACAAUGGAAGCGAAUAGGAAGCAAGUGUGGAGUUGAUGGAACACAUGAUGGCUAGCCUUUACUUUAUUGUCCAAGUGGAUUUUGUAGCCAUUACUAUGGAUAUGGACAGAUGCUGAUAGUGCUAUGGAUAUGACCCUUGUAUAUACAUUUAGACCAUAUUGGAUGCCAUUCAAAGUCAAAACAUCAGGCAUCUUUAAGUCAUAGGUCUUUGUCUUGAUGCCUAGCACACUCUCUCUCUCUCUCUCUCCACUAUAUCUCUCUUUUUCAUCUCUCAUCCAUUCUGUUUUGCCCUCUGCUGGUCAGAGGAACAUUGUGCCUGUAACAGCACUACAUAUGUACAUGCAAAAUACAGCUGCAAUAUUUCAGUGGCCACACACAUAUGCACACACAACUCAGUUUCACAGCACAUUUAUAAUGUAGUUUUUGAUGCAACUCGGGUCAAACCUGCACAAUGUGAAUUUAUUUCCUUUUUUAUAUUAAUAUGAAAAAUGUAUGUGUAUACAUAGAUCUUGUAUAUGUAUCAGCACAUGUGUUUCAUGUUUCAGUGUAAGGACCAAAGCUUACACCCUCAUCUGCUUUUCUGAAAUUGUCAGAUUCGGUCUGCAAAUUGUUAUAUUUUUAAUCUUGAAUCAUGGAAGACAUGGUAUGGCAAAGGUUUUGGUUUCAAGUGUUGUAGCUCUGAGCAUCUGAACGAUUACUUGCAUAACAGUAAAACUGGCAUGUUUUAUUAAUCGUAAUCAUGAAUUAAUACUGUAGUUUACCAUAAGUAAGUACUAUGUACUGUGUAAGUUCUUUGCAACUCUGCACAUUCACAGUUGAUUUAGUAAUGAGAUUGCCUUACAUAGUUCUUUAAAAACAAAGGUAAAAAUUUAUGAAUUCUCUCAUGAGAAGUUAAAGGGAUAUUUCACCCAAAAAAGAUGCUUCUGUCAUCAUUUAUUCACUCUCAUGCCAUCCCAAAUGUGUAUGACUUUCUUCUGCUGAACACAAACAAUAAUAUCUCAGCUCUGUAAGUCCAUGUAAUGCAAGCGAAUGGUGAUCCGACAUUUGUAGCUCCAAAAAUCAGAUAAAGGAGACAUUGAAGUAAUCCAUAAGACUCCAGUGGUUUAAUCCAUAUAUUUAGAAGUGAUAUAAUAGGUGUGAGUGAGAAACAUAUCAAAAUUUAAGUCCUAAAUCUCCACUUUCACUUUCAAAUCAGAAAGUGAAACUUAAAGUGGAGAUUUAGAGUAGGAAUGGACAUAAAUAUUGUUCUGUUUUUCACCCACACCUCUUGUAUCGCUUCUGAAAAUAUGGAUUUAAACACUGGAGUCAUAUGGAUUAAUUUUAUGUUGAUUUUUGGUGCUACAAAGGUCUGAUAGCCAUUCAGUAUUGUAUGGACCUACAGAGACCUGAGAUACUUUUCUUACAAUCUUUGUUCAUGUUCUGCUGAAGAAAGAAAGUCACACACAUCUGGGAUGGCAUGAGAGUGAGAGAAUGUUUAUUUUUGGGUGAACUAUUGGUUCCUUUUUAAAUGGGUGUCUUAAAUGCUAUUAUAGGCUGGCCAUAAAUGGCAAGAGGUUCAUACAGUGUCUAAAUAUUGCAUUUUACAUUUACAUUUAUGCAUUUGGCAGACGCUUUUAUCCAAAGCGACUUACAGUGCACUUAUUACAGGGACAAUCCCCCUGGAACAACCUGGAGUUAAGUGCCUUGUUCAAGGACACAAUGGUGGUGGCCGUGGGGUUAGAACCUGCGACCUUCAGAUUAACAGCCUGUGCUUUAGCCCACUACCCCCCCCAUAUUGCCUUUGCUUAACAAAACUACAUGCUCUAUCUCCACAAAUAUUAGUUGCAAGGACUUAUAGAAAGCUUAAUUUUGCUUAAUGUCACAAUUAUUCAUAUUUGAAUGAUUUAUGUAAUCAUGGAAUAGUCACAUAAUCCUUAAUAUUGUGUAUUGUUUCAUUUUGUUGUAUCAAAUCCAGUGUCUGAGGCUAAAAGGGUAAAAUCUUUAUUUCAUUGAGGGGUUUUCAUGUGGAGAAAUGCUAAAUGUGAACCAUUCAAUAAGGGGCAUUAUUUUAGUGAGUUCAUCUAGGUUAUGGGUAACAUUGUCUUAGUGCUUUUACAUCACUUUGUUUUGUGAGAUAUAUGUUUAAAAUGUAAGGAAAUCAUGGAUAAAUGCAGGGAUGCGUAUACUCUAGUUUUUCUGUUUGAAAAUAAUUUUUAUGUGAACAAAUGUUUGUAUUAGCAAUGCGUAAACGGAAAGAGUGCACUUUAAAAGGAUUUGAAAGCCAAAUAUAUUUCAGUGGGGGCCAUUAAUAGCUUUAAGCUUUGGGCGAUAUCCCCAUGUUUUUCUCUAUCCAUAGUAGUUAACCGUCUGUAAUAGAGCUUCCAAAAGUCUGUCUUUGUCUCUCCCAUGUUCUGUUUGUCUCUUCUCAACUGAAGGACAGUUUUCUGCUGUACUCAUUCAGGAGGAGGAAAAGACAAAUGGAGAGAAAAGAGUCCUUAAUAAAAAGAUUGAGAUGAGUCAAAGAAAGAAUUACAGAGAAUACAGAUGAAGCAUUUGUUUCUUAAUCUAAUGCAGGGGUGGGGAACCUUUUGAGUAUUUAACAUAUUAUUAGCGGGCCAUGCAAUUGCUUGCAAUUUCUCAUUGUGGGUUGAAAUGAACGUAUGCAUUCUGUUACGUGCUCACACACCAAGACAUUUUAAAAGGCCUUUCUAUUAUACAAUAUUGUGCGUUGUUAUUAUUAUUAUUAUUGGAAUCAAGGUCAUUGAUUUGCUUUUCAAAUGAUUUUUCUAAUGGUCUUGCAGGACAUCAUAGAAAUGAACUAAUCAGAUGGUAAAAUGGAAUAUAUAUAUAUAUAUAUAUAUAUAUAUAUAUAUACAUAAGGAAUUAUAUGACUGAAUGGGCAAUGUAUAGGCAGCAUGAUUAUGAUAGAUAUUUUUAAUCCCAACAAAUAUUAUACAUUUUUAUAAAGAUGUGAAUCUUCUGUCUUUUCUGAAUUUCUUAUAUUUUCACAGUUCAAAAGGGAAUAUUAUGCUGUGUCCUUUUACCAAACUGUGAAUUUAAAUAUAAAAUGACUUUUAUUGUAUUAUACAAAUUUAAAUAUGUAUCAGACAAUAAACUUUUUA